GUGUAAUUAAUUUAUGGUGCUUUUCAAAACUUGCUUAUUACUGUGUAGUUUAUUUUGUAUUAUGUUGUACUAAGCUAUUAAAUUUAGUAGUUAAAUAGUGAUAGAGUUAGUUUUAAGUUAUACUUUGACCUCCGUGUAACGAACUAAGUAAGAUCCAUGCAAUAAAAAUUGAAUAUCUGUAAAUAAACCCAUUUAUCUUGAUAGAUAAUAGGAAGGGAUUUUUUUGUCCUAUUUUCUUUUUAAAAAAUAGAUAUAUCAAAUAAAGUAAAUCUAUAGUUAUGCAAUUAUAAGGUAUACUAUCGUAUUGACUUCGUAAGCAAUAUUUCGCAAAUAUGAGGCAUUAUUAACAUUCUACGAGGCAACUAUGAGGCAUUCGUAUCAUCUUUUUCAUUAGAAAUAUUUUAAUAAAAAAGCUACUCUCACAUUAAACCAGUUUCUUCAAAAUUUGACUGCCAGAUGGCCAGGUGGUUAUGGUGGCAUCCUACUGCUGAGGGAUUCAAGAUCGAACCCGGGCGAGCUGUAAUUAUCCCAGGAAGUUAUGGAGGAUCGAAUAUCUCGAACCCCAUCCCACUGUGGGCCUGAUCCAAUCGAUAAUGAGCUUACUAAAAGAGGCCCUCUUAGUACACACACAGGGCAAAAAGAGUUAAUUAUUCGAUCGUUUCGUCGUGUCGAUAAUUAAAUAUUUCGUCGGUAUUAAUUCUAGCGUAGCAAUAUCAAUUUACAUUUAAAUAUUUAGUCAAAAGCACGCUUUCGAAUUGAAUUUAAUACACAAAGAAUAAAACGGAAAUGAGGAAAAUCAGGAAAUCCGUAGUACACGUACUUAAAAUAGUAUCGAACGAUAGUGGAAAUGACCUAAAUACCCGAUUUUUAUCACUUAAUCGGUGUUUAUCAAUCAAAGUUCGUUAUUUUUCUAGUGCCUGUGGGAUUAUUCGUCUUGUUUCCGAACGUGGAAAAUGUCCCUCUAUUUUCUUUUGGUCCUCGUUGCCGAAUUUUACCUGGCCACUUCUCGAUCUCCCAAUUUCAUCAUCAUGUUCAUGGACGACAUGGGUUGGGGAGAUUUGGGAGUUUUUGGCGAACCAAAUAAGGAGACUCCAAAUUUAGAUAGGAUGGCUUCCGAAGGGAUGCUGUUUCCCGAUUUCUAUACGGCUAAUCCUCUUUGUUCUCCCUCUAGGGCAGCUCUGCUGACUGGAAGAUUACCCAUCAGAAAUGGUUUCUAUACCACCAACGCUCACGCUCGCAAUGCCUACACCCCACAAGAGAUCGUAGGAGGAAUUCAAAACCAAGAGAUUCUACUACCGGAAUUACUGAAGUCGGCCGGUUACCAUAAUAAAAUUGUAGGAAAAUGGCAUUUAGGGCACAGAGAACCAUAUCUGCCUCUUCGGCACGGAUUUCACCAAUGGUUCGGAUCUACUAACUGUCAUUUUGGACCUUACGACGAUAAAACUACUCCCAAUAUUCCGGUGUUCAGAGACAACCAGAUGGUAGGAAGGUAUUACGAAGAUUUCCAAAUUAACCAGACAAGCGGAGAAAGCAACAUGACGAAACUCUACAUUCAGGAAGCGGUCGAAUUCAUAAAAGAAGAAGCCAAUUCCGGAAACCCAUUUUUUCUAUAUUGGGCACCCGAUGCCACUCAUGCCCCCAUCUACGCUUCUAAAAAUUAUCUAGGAAAGAGUCGCAGAGGAUUGUACGGGGAUGCGGUGAGAGAGUUGGACGAUGGGGUAGGAAUUAUUUUGGACACACUACGGAGAAUGAACGUUGCCAAUGACACUUUUGUAUUCUUCAGCUCGGACAACGGAGCCGCUCUGGUCAGUCGUACCAUGGCGGGAAGUAACGGACCAUUUUUGUGCGGAAAACAAACUACUUUCGAAGGAGGGAUGAGGGAACCCGCUAUCGCUUGGUGGCCCGGAAAGAUCUCUCCGGGUUGGGUUAGCCAUCAAGCUGGAACAGUUAUGGAUUUAUUCACCACGGUAUUGAAGCUAGCUAAUUUGAAAGUUCCUAGCGACCGCAUCAUCGACGGCAUAGAUUUAACUCCAACUUUAUUACAUCACGCCGAAACUCUGAGGCCCGUAUAUUACUAUCGUGGAGACGAAUUGAUGGCCGUUAGAUACGGAAUGUACAAAGCUCACUUCUGGUGCUGGAGUAAUUCUUGGAAGGAGUUCAAACAGGGUAUCGACUUUUGUCCGGGCGAAGAUUUGCCAGGUAUAACGUCACACGUUCAGAUGAACUACACUCAGCAACCCAUAUUGUUCCACUUGGGAAGAGAUCCGGGUGAAAAAUAUAAAAUCAGUGCUAACAGCGCAGAAUACAAGGAAACAAUAGCGAAAAUCAGGAAAAUAGUGAACGUUCAUAGAUCGACACUGAAUCCAGGCAAACCUCAACUCAAUUGGUGCGAUGAUUCGGUCAUGCACUGGAGGCCACCCGGUUGCGAGAAAUUGAAGAAAUGCCUUAAGGUUCCACCUUCUAAACCUUAUUUGUGCGUAUGGAAUCACUAAAACUGUUCCAAUUUUCAUCUAGAAAACUCUCGUGGCAAUUUUAGGUACCCUGAUCGUUUGGACCCACGAAAAAUGUUGCAUCCAACACAUUCGUUACGAGAAGUACAGUACAUAACCCUGAUUGGCCUUUCAAGGCAUAAGAAUUGUUAAAAUUGAAUGCUGAAAUUGUAACAAUGUUGUAUAAAUUAAUUUACAAUUUGCAAGUGAUUGAAUAAAACUGCGUUAUUAAUAGAAAUUUAUAUUGAAGUACCAUUUAUAUUCAGGCGAUUUAUACCUUUUUUUUCCGUAAUUAAAAUUCACAUUUCAAAAAGACGUAACUCGGAAAGUAAUCAGCAGAAUGACGACCUAUUCUACUUGGACACUUCUGUAGUGAUGGAAUUUUAUUUGAAGCAAAAAAAGAAUGUUGAUUAUAAAAGUAUCUAGUAGGGCGGUAAAUGGCGCUGCAACAUCUCAAAAUGUCUGAAAAGUUACGAUACACACGUUACACUGUGUGGUUACGCAACAGUAUGCUCGAUUUGCUGGUCUCCGUUGUCGCCACGUUGAAAUCACUGGUAAUGGAACUUGCAUAAACAUUCACAUCUUCAUGUCGCGUUAUACAGUGCACCGUAAGUUUUGCGAUAUUUUGAGUUAUCCACUAUAUUACAGCGCCAUUUACCGCCCCAGCGGACAUUUUUGUAACUAACAUUCUUUUUUGCUUCAAAAAUUCCAUCACUACUGUGAGCCCGAGGGUUUUGAGGGAAUAAAUUUUUGAGUUUAACAUUAGAGGAUGAAAAAUACAUUAUCGCAAGUUAUAACGGAAAUAGAUCGGAUGUCGAAUCUUACACAUCGACAAGCUAGGAAGGAAGGCAAGUCAUCAUCCGUUUGUUAAUUAGUCAACGCUCGUGUGCUAAUUAGUCAUCAUAACGAGUGAACGACCAGUUGGCUCAGUGCCAACGACGAUCGUAUAAAAACGAUCGUCACUUCAGUGCGACCAUCAGGAAGGUCCGAGUACAAGUGUCUCCCGUCCCGAUCCUGUCCGAGGAGAAGCCGGUAGAAGACAUAAGCCUGUGACAGCCAGCCAGCUUUCAUAGUCCAGAAUGAUCGUCGCAUAUCGUCAUCCGAUAUCAUAUUAAGGUAUAUCGAAAUGCAGUAACCUUCUCUCACUCUAGAGCCUUUGUAAACUCUCUCAUGCGGCAUAGUGAAUAGUAGAUCGCCGUUAUAGACAAAUUUGUGUGUAAUCUGCAUCUAAGCACUAAUCAGUAACUUCCUUAUGUAUAUUCCUGUAAAUUAACUUUAGUUAUAGAAUAAAUCUUUAUUUUGUUAUUUGUUAAACCUGUCUCCUGUCUCUCCGGGGAAACCUGUUGAUUUACCUACGCACUCCCCACUCGUUUUGCCCUCCUAGCCAUCCGAACGAUUCCGAGAUCGGGCUUCACCAGCCUGUGCAGAUUAAGUGGUCAGUACGAGAUUAACCCCUGACCCACUGCUUAUCUCACACUACAGAAGUCUCCAAGCAGAAUAAGCCGUCAUUCUUCUGAUUACUUCUCAAGUUACAUCACUCUUAAAUCUCCUGUGUAUUUUUCCAUGUGCAAGAAGUCACAAUCCAAUUUGGCCAGAUGGUUGAGUGCUCAAGGUGGCAGCCUACCACUCUGGAGGACCCGGGAUCAAAUCUGGAUGAGCCGAAAAAGCCCCAAGAAUUUUUCAAAUGGCGGUCCGUCUAGAUACAUUGGACCCGUCCCUUACCACCAGGCCACCUUGUAUGGGCCUGACCAAACCCAUAAUAGGCUUGCAAGAGGCCUCCUUAGUGCCCACAGAGUGGUUUGGUUUGUUUGAGUUAUGGCAACGCAACA
Messenger RNA from Centruroides sculpturatus (bark scorpion), 4318 nucleotides. RefSeq names its product N-acetylgalactosamine-6-sulfatase-like. The record is from RefSeq and is a predicted model, not a curated record. NCBI's taxonomy places the organism in Eukaryota, Metazoa, Arthropoda, Arachnida, Scorpiones, Buthidae. The transcript is spliced from 14 exons. The coding region runs from base 954 to 2492 and encodes 512 amino acids. Gene Ontology annotation, molecular function: arylsulfatase activity.